Messenger RNA from Melozone crissalis (California towhee), 4197 nucleotides. RefSeq names its product cytochrome P450 2J6-like. The record is from RefSeq and is a predicted model, not a curated record. Bases 2573 to 3979 code for a protein of 468 amino acids. Gene Ontology annotation, molecular function: iron ion binding; oxidoreductase activity, acting on paired donors, with incorporation or reduction of molecular oxygen, reduced flavin or flavoprotein as one donor, and incorporation of one atom of oxygen; heme binding. NCBI's taxonomy places the organism in Eukaryota, Metazoa, Chordata, Aves, Passeriformes, Passerellidae. Gene Ontology annotation, biological process: arachidonate metabolic process; xenobiotic metabolic process. The transcript is spliced from 11 exons. Gene Ontology annotation, cellular component: cytoplasm; intracellular membrane-bounded organelle.
AAUAGCGUUUUCAUUUCUUAGUUCUGUUGAAAUGACUUAUCUCUUCUUGAUUUUCAAGUAUCAGCUUAACAAUCCAACAUAGAUGUAUUUUUUUUUCCACAGACUGAAAGGGCAAAGCUCAUAUAAUAGGGUGGAAUACAUCUCCCAUUGAAAAGGAUUGAAUUAAAAAAAAAAAAAAAUUAAGUACACAUUUCAAUGGCAGGGACAACCUUUGAAGUAUACUUCUGUGGAAAAUACAUCCCUGACUUCAGUCCAGUGCUCAUGGUUAUUCUUGGAAAGAGCAAACACAUUUAUUGAGUUUAAAAUUGAGACAGGGUUGCAUGGUAGGUAAAGCUUUGGGCUGUACAGGGACUCGAGGUAGAUGAUUUUUUUCAUCUCCUGCAUUUUACAGAUGUGUGAAUGUUGCUCUCAGAAGAGACAUGGGCCUGGUCCAAGGAAAUUUGGAAAGAGACCUCAGGCAACCGCUCUGUGUUUUCACAUGGAACAAGAUAUGAAACCAUGCACGUGUUCUAUUAAAUCUACAGAAAAGAACAAAUAAAUGGAAGAAACAGGAAAAACUUUUAAUCCUUACUGAUUUGUGGAUCCCAUAAGUUUACCAGAGAGGUUUGUACUAGUGUGUAGCAAACUUUAACUUGAGACUUACUUUUCAUACUUACGGAUAUAUUACACAGUAUUUUUCAACACUUUGUUCAAGAACCUAACUAAUGUCAUCUUCAAGACUAAAUAAGAGAUUAAGGAAAGCCAUACAACUGUACAAGUUGUCUAUUUCAAUGUUUUAUCAUAAUUUCUCUGAGCGGGAAAAAAAUUCUUGCUGAAUUUUUAGUCUGCACUUUUCAGCUCAAAACAUUUCUACAAAAUCAAGGUUAUUGAUUGGAAUCAAUGUAUGUUAUGAUCCUGAAAUAUAAAGGUUUAAUGCUAUCCAUGGGCUUCUUAAGAACUGAAUUAAGCUUCAAGAAACUGAGUGUUACAGGCAUGGACACUCACUUCAGUUAGUUUUCUAAUGAACUCAUUUUUUUGUGUGUGGGGGUUAGUGGUAAAUACAAUCUUUCAUGAUUCAGUCUUGAAAAACGUGUAUAUGACAACUGGUCUUUUUUUCUGGGGUGGAUUGUAAUAACUUCAGGUUCCAACAGGAAACACAGGGGCAGUUUCACAGGGCAGCAGUGACAUCGCAGCAUUUUCUUGCCUUACCUUCCUGAACAGCCACCCCUUGACUUCUCUGUGCAGUUCCAUGCAACACUUCUGCUUUAGUGUGCUGCAUAUGCAGAUGCUUUUGCAAGAAGUGUGGAAGUGGAGCAGCCAGCAGAGGCCAAGGAUCAUGACUAUGUGCAUCUUUUAUCUGUUUGUUUAGGUUUUUUGGGCAGAGAAAUGGAAACGGAAAAAUUUUCAGCAGCAUGGUUCUAUGAAUCUUACAAUUGAAGAGUUAAAUGGACAAAAAACCAGAGGGAAGCAAUUUGAAAUUCAAUAACUUUUAUGGGUUUUUCAGCCAAUCCUGACAGUUCCAUAUGUAUAUCAAAAAUUGCAGUGUUACUGAGUUAUGAUAUUGAGCAGUUAUUUAUCCACCCAUUUUUUUCAGAUUUUGCUGCUAUUUGAGACUUUAAAAUUAGUUACUUGAUGAAACUAUCUAACUUCACUUGCUGCUUGUGUGCAUCAGGACUUCAUUUCUUCAUUUGUUUUAUUUCUUCCCAGUUCAUCCAGCUGAUCCUGUCUAGUUAAAAGGAAGUGAGUGCUGUCCUAUUUCUUAUUUGUGCACAGAAUCACUUGUCAAGUUUGCAAGUUUUGCAAAAGUUAAGGACUCCUGAAAGCUCUUGAUGCUCUCAUGCCCAUCAGUGGGGAUAUGAUUUGUACACUUAAAAUUACCAGAAUCAAGAUGAGUUAAGCCAUGAAGUUGCCUAUUAAUAACAGUGACUAUGAUGCAACUUAAGAAAACGCAAAGAAAGAAAAUGGCUUCAUGUAAGAGAAAUUUGGGUCCAGCUGAAUAAGUCUGGGCCCACCAGGAGUGUUACUCUGAGUCUGACCCUUUGAACGCUGUGGGGCAGUGUGUUUUCCUGCUGCUAGGUGCGAGCUGGAGGCAAACUGAAAUACACUGAGGCAAAGUUAUUUCACAAAAGUUUGGGCUGAAGUUCACAAGGAGAGAAAAAGCAAGGAAGCUGUUUCAAUACUGUGUAUUUUUAUAUUUUCAGUACGUGUGAGUAGUAGCUGUUCACAUAAAUCUUGCUCAAUCUCCUCUGACACAAAUACUAUUGCAAGAGCUGCAUCUCCACUUAAGAUGACAGAUAUUAAGUUGGAUUGCUUUGAGCAGAUGAGGAAAUCUGCUUUUGUAAUGAAGGUUUCAGGCCACAGGAGUGGAAAGCAGAGAAGAAGAUCAUUAGGAUGGUGUGAAGCAAAGGAUAAAUGUGCAUACUGGGGGUGGAAAGGGCUCCUGGCACACCUCUGCCUAGAGCGUGUGUCAUCUGCUCCAACAGACAACCAGGGCUUGUUUUUUGUCUGUUGCAGGGACAGAUGUAUUAGAAAACACAGCCUGGUGUUCUUGCUGCCUGGCCUGGCCUCAAGCUAAACAGCACAGUUCCUGAAUAUGCAAUGGAAGAGUCGUGGAUUUCCUCCUGGACCAACCCCAUUUCCCAUCAUUGGAAGCCUCUGGUGGAUAAACUUUAGAGCUGAUCACCGGGGCCUGAAAAAGCUGGCAAAAACCUAUGGCAACAUCUGCACCCUGUGGUUGGGUCACAGACCUAUGAUGGUGCUCUAUGGGUUCCAAGCUGUGAAGAAUGGUCUCACCAACAACUCGGAGGAUGUUUCAGGGCGACUGCAGACCUACGUUUUCAACAAACUGGCAGAUGGAAAGGGUAUCUUGGUCUCAAAUGGUCUCAUCUGGAAACAACAGAGACAUUUUGGAUUUGGAACUCUCCGAAAACUGGGAAUGGGGAAUAAAGGAAUGGAGCGUGGGAUACAAACCGAGGCCCGUUACCUGGUGGAGUUCUUCAGAGACAAGGAGGGAGAAGCUGUGGACCCUUCCUUCCCCAUUGUCCAUGCUGUCUCCAAUGUGAUUUGUGCUGUGGUUUUUGGACAUCGUUUCUCUCUGGAGGAUAAAACCUUCCACCAGCUGAUUGAAGCCUUCGAUUGUAUAGUGGCUUUUGGGAACAGCCACUUUUAUUAUAUAUGUGAAAUGUUCCCGUGGUUUGCAGAGCACCUCCUAGGACCUCUACAGAAAGCAAGAUUUUCCCGGGAUUUUGUUUGUUCCUUUGUGAGGCAGGAAAUCAAAAGCCACAGGGAAACAGGCAGAAUAGAUGAACCAGAAGAUUUCAUUGACUUUUACCUGAAGCAGUUAGAGAAAACUAAAAAUGUCCCCAGUUCUACGUUUGAUGAAGACAACAUGGUGCAGUCUGUUUUUGACCUUUUUCUGGGUGGCUCAGAGACCACAGCCACCACUCUGCGCUGGGCUCUGCUCUAUAUGUUGGUUUACCCUGACAUCCAAGACAAAGUCCAGAAAGAGCUGGAUGCUGUUCUGAGUCCCUCCCAUCUCAUCUGCUACGAGGAUCGGAAGAAGCUGCCGUACACAAAUGCUGUGGUUCAUGAGAUCCUCCGCUUCAGCAGCAUUGUUUUAAUCACAAUUCCCAGAGAAGCUGUGAAGGAUACCACUGUUCUGGGGUAUCAUGUUCCAAAGGGCACUCUAAUCAUGGCAAAUGUAGACUCAGCUCUUUUUGACCCUGACUAUUGGGAGACACCUCACCAGUUCAACCCUGGCCAUUUCUUGGACAAGGGUGGAAAUUUUGUGACCCGAGAGGCCUUCUUGGCCUUCUCAGCAGGUCACCGUGCUUGUCCGGGAGAGACAAUGGCCAAGAUGGAGCUUUUCAUCAUGUUCUGCAGCCUGUUGCAGAAAUUCAAGUUCACUGUACCAGAAGGAGUUAAGGAAAUCAACACAGACUUUGUCUUUGGGAGCACCAUGAAACCUCAUCCCUACAAACUCUGUGCAGUUCUGCGCUAGGUUGCUCAGCAUUAGAGAUUUAAGAAGCACAGACACAGGUUUGGUAGUGUGCUGGUAUUUGUGCAGCUUUAUGGUUCUCAUUUUUAGCUCAAAUUCAGUACAAAUCUCUCCUUGUGUUAUAUGUCUUAGAAGCCAGGCCUAAAAAAUGCUCUGGUUUUUCUGUGUCUGGAAAGUGUCUGUGCUGCAUUUUUUUUCCUGCUGUGUUACAAAUUAAAUAA